AUGUUGCCGCCACCGCUAAAUCACGUGCUACUCGUCGUUAUAACUACCGUUGCUACGGUUACGCGCUCGGUAUUCGCCGCCAAUAAUGUGUCCUUUGCGAUCAGUGAAUUUUCCGAGUAUACUAAAUAUCCUCCGAAGCCGUUGGUUUGCAUCCCAAACGGUUGCAUCAUCGGAACCAAUAAGAAUGGACUUGAAAAUGGACAGUUCGAGGCCUUCUUCGGAAUUCCAUACGCCAAGCCUCCGCUGGGGAAUCUGCGAUUCAAAGAUCCUGUUCUGGUGGAAUCGUGGACCGGUAACUACGACGCAACGUACGAACGGAGCAAGUGCGUCCAGAAGAACGAUGCCCGACCGCAUUCGUUGGUGGAAGGAAGCGAGGAUUGUCUGUAUUUGAAUUUGUACAGACCGAAGUACAUAACCCAGCCGCUUCCGGUGAUCUUCUACAUCCACGGUGGCAGCUAUGCAUCCGGAUCUGCAUCGUUUGCUGAAUAUGGCCCCGAACGUCUAAUGGACACCCGAAAGGUCAUCGUCGUUGUCAUCCAGUACAGACUAGGAGUAUUUGGAUUCCUUUCCACGGACGAUAGUUGUUCCCCGGGCAACUACGGUCUCAAAGAUCAGAGUAUGGCACUCCGAUGGGUGCAGAACAAUAUUCAAAACUUUGGAGGCGAUCCAAAGCGUGUGCUUCUGGUGGGACAACGUGCCGGUGGUGCUGCAGUCCAGAUGCACAUGAUGUCUCCGCUGAGUCGAGGGACAUUUUCAAAAGCGGUCAGUAUGAGUGGAUCGGCACUCGCCUAUUGGAAUUAUAACAUCGAUCAAGCAAGGGUGGCCAGGAGACAGGCUGCCGUUGUUGGAAUUCCCAAUGCCUACAAGAUUUCUACAGACAAGUUGGUUGAGGCUCUGCGCUGUGUGGAUGCCUAUGAAUUGGGCAGGAGCAUCGAUCGGCUCAAGUAUUUCCAUGUCCAUCCGACGGGAUUGUACCAACCUGUGGCGGAACGGUACGUGACCAACGAAACCUUCCUUUCAGAAGAACCAAGAGCAUUGUGGGUAGCUGGGAAGUACGAACAAGUUCCGUGGGUAACCGGAUUCUUGCCGAACGAUGGAGCUGCUGAUUCAUUGGGAAUCAUUACGAACGUAACUCUGCUGGAACAGCUGAAUGAAAAGUCACGAAGGUUCAUACCUCGAUUGGCCGGCGGGGAUGCUCACGCCAAGAGUACGCAGAUGUUGAAGGAUCGUUUCUUCAGUAACGGUACCGAGGAACGCUGGUUGACGAAGGAGAAUUAUAUGAAUCUUCAAGAUCUUCUUACAGAAUCAACCAUCACUUAUGGAGUAGCGCUGAGUGUGAAGCAACAUUUAGCUUUGAAGAACUCCAGAAAAGCACCGAUCAGUGUGUACUACUUCAAUUUCCGGGGACGGUUCUCACAGUCGUACGUUUAUACGUAUACUUCAGCCGAUUUUGGAGUUUGCCAUUCAGAUGAGCUGCUGUACCUUUUCCGAAACAGUGCAAUGGUAGGGGAUUAUCAAAAUGGAACACCGGAGCUGAUCAUGGCAAAGGGUUUGGUGGAUUACUUUGUCAAACUGGCUUACGAUGGAAUAUCCGGGCCAUACUGUAAGCUGAACGAUUGCCAGUUGCUGGAGUUUGCCAACUCGGAUAAUCCAAGGGCGCCAGUUGAAUUGAAUCUGGUCAACGGAUUCGACGAGGACAUGAUUCAGUUCUGGAGAGAGUACUACCGAUUGCAAGGGAUUUAG
Molecule: messenger RNA, 1743 nt
Organism: Ochlerotatus camptorhynchus
Lineage: Eukaryota; Metazoa; Arthropoda; Insecta; Diptera; Culicidae
Product: juvenile hormone esterase-like
Exons: 5
Coding region: 1-1743 (580 amino acids)
Molecular function (GO): hydrolase activity
Source: RefSeq, a predicted model, not a curated record